Messenger RNA from Manduca sexta (tobacco hornworm), 1663 nucleotides. Its product is annotated as very long-chain specific acyl-CoA dehydrogenase, mitochondrial-like. Gene Ontology annotation, molecular function: flavin adenine dinucleotide binding; very-long-chain fatty acyl-CoA dehydrogenase activity; fatty-acyl-CoA binding. The record is from RefSeq and is a predicted model, not a curated record. Lineage: Eukaryota; Metazoa; Arthropoda; Insecta; Lepidoptera; Sphingidae.
CAAAUCGAGGAGGGCACGCUGGCGGGUCUGUGGGAGCUGGGCGCGUUCGGGCUACAAGUCCCCGCUGAGUUGGGAGGUCUCGGCCUCACCAACACGCAGUACGCACGCCUCGUGGAAGUGGUUGGUGCGCAUGACUUGGGCGUGGGCAUCACGCUUGGAGCUCACCAGUCCAUCGGGUUCAAGGGCAUCUUACUGUUCGGAACCCCGCAGCAGCGGUCCAAGUACCUUCCUCGCGUGACAGGAGGAGAAUAUGCGGCCUUCUGCCUCACAGAGCCGGCUUCCGGCUCAGAUGCUGGUUCAAUCAAGACGCGUGCGGUACUCUCCCCGGACGGGAAGAACUUCAUUUUAAACGGAUCGAAAAUCUGGAUCAGUAAUGGUGGCAUUGCUGAAAUCAUGACUGUAUUCGCACAAACACCCAUCGAGAAAGACGGGAAGACUGUUGAUAAGGUGACAGCGUUCAUAGUGGAGCGUUCGUUCGGCGGCGUGUCGUCCGGCCCGCCCGAGAACAAGAUGGGCAUCAAGUGCUCCAACACGACCGAGGUGUACUUCGAGGACGUGCCCGUGCCCGUCGAGAACGUGCUCGGCGGCGUCGGCAACGGGUUCAAGGUGGCGAUGAACAUCCUGAACAACGGUCGUUUCGGCAUGGCGGCGGCGCUGGCGGGCACGCAGCGCGCGGCCCUGCGCCAGGCGGCCGAGCACGCCGCCACGCGCGUGCAGUUCGGCAAGCGGCUCGCUGAGUUCACCGGCGUGCAGGAGAAACUGGCGCGCAUGGCGAUGCUGCAGUACACCACUGAGACGCUCGCGUACAUGGUCAGUGGCAACAUGGACACUGGAGCACAGGACUAUCAUGUCGAGGCCGCUAUAUCCAAGGUGUUCGCGUCGGAUUCGGCGUGGACUGUGGUCGACGAGGCGAUUCAAAUCCUCGGCGGUAUGGGCUUCAUGAAGGCGACGGGACUUGAGCGCGUGCUUCGUGAUUUGCGAAUCUUCCGCAUAUUCGAGGGCACCAACGACAUCUUGCGGUUGUUCGUGGCGCUCACCGGCAUCCAAUUCGCCGGCUCGCACCUGCAGGAGCUACAGCGUGCUUUCAAGAACCCCACGGCUCACCUCGGGCUCAUCUUCAGCGAGGCGGGGCGGCGCGCGGCCGGCGCGGUCGGGCUCGCUCGUGGCGCCGACACGCGCGCCCUCGUACACGACGACCUGCGCGCCGCCGCCGAGCUGGCGCGUCUCGUGAUGGAACAUGGCCGCACCGUCGAAGGACUGUUGCGUAAACACGGCCGUCGCGUGGUGGACUGCCAGCAGCCGCUCAACCGGCUCGCCGCAGCCGUUAUCGACACGUACACGACGGCGGCGGUGUUGUCGCGCGCCACCCGCGCCGCGCGACUCGGCCUGCCCUCGGCGGCGCAGGAGUUGCGGCUGGCGGCGGCGUGGGCGGACGACGCGCUGGGCCGCGUGCCGGCGCUGCUGGCCGCCACACGUGACACACGCGCGCAGGAGCAGUACGACCGACUCUCCAAAUGGGGUACCGAAGUAGCCGCGAAUGGUGGACAGCCCACACCCAACCCCCUCAACCUCUGAGUAGUCUAAUCCGCGAUAGUGUUAAGCUGAAAGAUAUUUAUAUGCCUUGUUAAGUUAUUACGUUAUAGAAUAUAUAAGAUUUAAACAA